UACCAUCCUUGUUUUGCCGCUAUCUUGGCUGUUAUCGUUUAAUAGAAUUUGAGCGGCAUUUCUGUAACAAAACAAGCCAAACAAAUAUUACAAUUUUUAGCAACGAUUUGUUAUAAUGACUGAACACAACGGCCCCGCAGUGCGCAUGCCAUGGGUGGAAAAGUACCGUCCAAGUGGCCUAGAUGAUUUGAUAUCACACGAGGAAAUAAUAUCAACAAUUAGCCGUUUCAUCAGCCGUAAGCAGCUUCCCCACUUGUUAUUCUACGGGCCGCCCGGCACGGGAAAAACCAGCACAAUUUUGGCCUGUGCCAGACAGCUCUAUUCCCCGCAGCAGUUCAAGUCCAUGGUCCUGGAGCUCAAUGCAUCCGACGACAGAGGAAUUGGCAUCGUCCGUGGACAAAUUCUUAACUUUGCGUCCACGCGAACCAUUUUUUGCGACACCUUCAAACUGAUUAUUUUGGAUGAGGCGGAUGCCAUGACCAACGAUGCCCAAAAUGCGCUGCGUCGUAUCAUUGAAAAGUACACCGACAAUGUGCGAUUCUGUGUGAUUUGCAAUUAUCUCAGCAAAAUCAUUCCGGCCCUGCAGUCAAGAUGCACUCGUUUCCGAUUCGCUCCCUUGUCCCCAGAUCAGAUGAUGCCCCGACUUGAAAAAAUCAUAGAUGCCGAAGCGGUUCAAAUUACAGAGGAUGGAAAGCGUGCUCUUUUAACUCUAGCCAAAGGCGAUAUGCGAAAGGUUUUGAACGUUUUGCAAAGCACUGUGAUGGCGUUCGAUAAGGUUAAUGAGGAUAAUGUCUAUACAUGUGUGGGAUAUCCUUUGAGACAGGAUAUUGAACAGAUACUUAAGGCAUUGUUAUCUGGGAACAGUGUGGAGGACUCUUUUAAAACUGUUGAAAAUGCAAAAUAUGCUAGGGGUCUUGCAUUGGAGGACAUUUUAACAGAGUUGCACUUGUUUGUGAUGAGGCUUGAACUGCCCAUGUCUGUUAUGAAUAAGCUUAUUGUAAAGCUGGCCCAAAUCGAAGAAAGAUUAGCAAAGGGAUGCACAGAACCUGCUCAAACGGCUGCCCUAGUGGCCGCCUUUUUCAUUUGCAGAGAUAUGGUUUCCUUGGAGAAAUAAAUGUUUUAAAACAAUUUUUCAUAAAAUAUAUUGUUUUCAUUUUAAUUUGUAUAGAUAUUUCAAAAAUUAAAAACAAAUGAACUAGUUUAAAAAAUUUCUUUAGAAAUGUUUUAUGUUACAUCGAUUAUAAUUUUCAAGAAAACUAAAAAUUUAAUUAUAAUCUAAAAAAUAUUUAAUUUUUAAUUAUAUUUAAAAUAAAAAAUGGAAAAAAUUGAAUGUUUUUUAAAGCUACUUUGUCGUUCCGAUUCCAUUGUUCCGCAUUAAAUAAAAACUUUGGGACGCCACCUUGGCGAGCUUUGCCAAUAACAGAGUGUAAUAUAUUUUUUUAUUAAACAAAAUAUCACGGUAUUGCUAAUUGGUUGUGAAUCACGCAUACGGAUUCAUAUCUGCCAGAUUAGCAAAUUGAGUGUCUUUGUCGGUCGGAAAAUUGUUUCGCAUUGAGUGCUUUGGGCGUAGCAGGCUGGAUCCACCCUAAAAAAUAUGGCAGCCGAAAUAAAA
Molecule: messenger RNA, 1612 nt
Organism: Drosophila ananassae
Lineage: Eukaryota; Metazoa; Arthropoda; Insecta; Diptera; Drosophilidae
Gene: RfC3
Product: replication factor C subunit 5
Exons: 6
Coding region: 116-1114 (332 amino acids)
Biological process (GO): DNA-templated DNA replication; DNA repair
Cellular component (GO): DNA replication factor C complex; nucleus
Molecular function (GO): ATP hydrolysis activity; DNA binding; DNA clamp loader activity
Source: RefSeq, a predicted model, not a curated record